GCCCUGUCUCCCCUCGUGGACGGUUCUCGCUCCCCUCGUCUCUUCAUUCCCCUCAUUCUCCCUCUGUGCUGCGCCCCCCCCCCCCUCACCCCCCCACCUCACCAACCCCCUCACCUCCCCUCAUCACCGCCAAGAUAACACCAGUCAACGCCCGAGGUGGUGGUGGUGGUGGUGUUGGGUGUUGGUGAUGACUUGAAAACGAAGGCCCCCCGCCAUGCCAUGAGGGGCAGCCGCCGCCAUGACAGUGUACCAGAACGGCGGCGGGUCGUCGGUGCCGCCGCCGCCGCUGGUGUGCCGCCCCCACCUGGCCGCCGCCGCCCCCCCGCUGCUGUCCCCCCUCGACCCUGCCUCCAGACUGUCGCCCCUGCACCCGCCAUUCCCCUAUGAGGGCGCGGCGCCCCCCGCCUCCUCUGCCGCGCCCACCAACAUGACGGGGGACGUCCACCGCUGCUGCCCCGCGACAGCGACGACCGGUGGCGGCGGCGGCGGCGGGGUUUUCGAGGACGGGGCUCGGGGCGAGGCGCGGGGCGGGGCGGCGCUGCGGGACACGUGCAUCACGGUGGAGACGCGGCGGGAGCGGGAGGCUGAGCGGCGCCUAGCGGAGGCGUGGAAGCGGAAGAGGCGGCGCGGCGAGGCGGGCGGCGGCGCGGCGGCGUACCUCAAGUCGGCGCCGGUGGGCCGCGUGCGGCACCCGCUGGAGGAGGGCGUGCUGGCAGGGGCCGCGGCGGGCGUGGCGGGCGUGCUGGCCAUCUGCCUGCUGAGCGUGCCGCUGGCCCUGCUGCUGCUGCUGAUGCUGCCCCUCGCCAUGCUCGCCAAGGGCCUCGCCGCCGCCUGCCGCCUGCCCCGCGGCCCCGCCUGCGCCGCCGCCUGCCGCGGGGACUACCUUUCCCCGCACGACGCACAGUUCCUGCUGCAGGAGGCGGACCCCCGCGCCGUCAUGCACAGUGUCCUCGUCAUCGACGCCGCCAUGACCCUCAAGCGCGUCAAGCAGCUGCUGGCGGCGCGCGUGGUGGAGGCGCGCACGGGCGCGGGUAUGCUGCAGUACCCGCGCUUCACGCAGACGGUGCGGCGGCUGGCGGCGGGCCCGGCGUGGGUGGCCGACGCUGCCUUCAGCCUGCACAACCACGUGUUCGCGGGCCCCGCCGUGGCCAGCGAGGAGGCGCUGCACCGCUACGUGGGCGCGCUGCUGUCCCAGCCGCUGCCCGCCGCGCGGCCCCUCUGGGAGGUGAUCGUGCUGCACGACUACGGCCGCAGCCGCGACACGGUGCUAGUGUGCCGCCUGCACCAGUGCCUGAGUGACGGCAUGUCGCUGGUGCGGGUGCUGUGCCAGUCCCUCUCCGACAACCAGAUCAUGCACCUCCCGCAGAAGCCGCACUUCGGCGGCACCACCUACGGCAUGAACCUGGCGCGCGGCCUGCUGGUGGGCCCCCUCACGGCGCUCACCUGGCUGCUGGCGUGGCGGCCGCAGCUCAACCCGCUCACCCUCACCAAAGGCUGCACGCGCCCUCCCCCGCCCCCGCGUCGCGCCGCCCCCGCCUGCUGCUGCUGCUGCGGCGGCGGCGAGGAGGUCUCCGCGCGGGAGGCCUGCGAGGGGGGCGGUGCCUACACGGUGUGGAGCGAGGGGGAGGGGGCUGGGGAGGGGCAGGUGGUGGUGUGGGGGGCGGGGGUGACGGUGGGGGGCGUGGUGCGCGUGAAGCAGGUCACCCGCACCUGCCUCAACGACGUGCUGCUGGCGGCGCUGGCGGGGGCGCUGCGCCUCAGCCUGCAGCGGCGCGGCGUGCGGCACCCCCGGGACCUGCGGGCCAGCAUUGCCGUGGACCUGAGGAGCAGCCCCCCGCCCUUCUCCGUCCCUCGGCUGGGCACGAAGGCCGCACUGGUUCCCCUUGCCCUCCCUCUCUCCUGGGACGCGGCUAUUCCGAGGCUCUGGGAGGUCAGGUCACGCGUCGACGAUAUGAAGGCCUCAGCUAGUGCAGUGGUCGCCUAUGGCUUGGUGUGGUGGGCCUAUCGUCUCCUCCCCGCCUCUCUCACACACGCUCUCCUCCGCCGCCUCCAUCGAAGGACCUCCGUGCAGUACUCUUCCCUGCCCGGCCCAACCUCCCCGCUGCUCCUUGGCGGAUGGUUAGAACAGGUCCUGAAUGUGCUGAAAGGCUUAUCAACACCCCCUUCCCCAGCUGCUGACCAGGUGCAUGUGUCCGUGGCCGCGCGCACCUCCAUGCCCGCCGCGCCCGCCAUGGCCAGACUCAUCCUGCAGGAGUUUCAGAGCCAGUGUGUCCAGAUGUGUGAGCUCCUGGCUAACAGACGAAUACCAGGGGAGCAACGCCGGGGCCUGGUUUUCACCCCGGGGGAGCUGGGGCGCGGCCACUCCCUAUCCGAGCUACAAGAGAAGCUGAGGCGUGUUCAGACGGAGCUCCAGCUUGUGACGCAGCAAUGGGAGGCGCACAGAAGAUCAGCACUGGCCCGCCCACCGCGCCCACAGGAUACGGAGGAGGAUGACCAGGAGGACGUGACGGCGGUAUCCUCAGGCUCUGCACUACUUGGAAGAGCCCGAGGAGGAGGAGGAGGAGGAGGAGGAGAAGGAAGAGGAGGAGGGGGAGGCGGAGGGCGUGGGGGUCGCUGCAGACUACCCCAGCAGGAGGAAGACUUGUGCAGCCGCGUCCAGCACCUGAAGAGCGAGUUCACGGACCUACUGACGGAGAUACGGCGAAGGAAGAGUGUGUCGGAGGGGAGGGUGGUGGGCGUGGGCAGCCAGACGGAGUUCGAGGAGGAAGACGGGGAGGUGAGGAGGCCGAGGAAGCGAGCUCUCUCUGCAGCCUCCACUUGGUCCGCCUCAUCAGGGAGCAGCGAGGUGUCAUCCUGCCUAACGCGCCCUCUCACCACGCCCACCCAGCCCAACCCGACGCCCCUCACCCCCUCGAACCACCCCACCCGCACCUGUCUGGUCACGGACAUCACCUGAGCUUGUUUACGGAACCCCAAAGUGCACGCAAUUCACCUGAGAAGUCUAAUUAGUGAGUACCUGAAUGAUUAGUUUGAACCUCUCUCUCUCUUCGGGGCCUCAAGUUCACCUGGAUGGUUGCCUAAUGAGUGAUUACCUGGGGAUGUGAUUGCCUUUAAUUACCUGAGCUUUACCUGUGGAUGGCUCACCUGCAGGUUUUGAUAUGAUGUUCCUUGUGGGGUUAAUUAUUUUUCUCAUCUGGUUUGUUUGGGUUAUAUAGUAUGUGUUACCUGUUUGGGUUUACCUGAGGAUUCUUAAUUAAUGCCAUCUCACCUGAGUUAGUAGUGCCAGGUGAGAGCGUGAUUAUAGCUUUGUUCGUGUACCUGAGCGGGUUAGUGAAAGUUUGGGGUGGAAAAGUGUACAGGUGAAAAAUUAGUGAAGCGAGGACGAAAAUUUGAAGAAAGGGAAGAGAGGAAUGAAAGGAAAAAGAAAGAAAGGAGGAUUUAAAGAGAGUGGAAAGACUAAUGAAAAGACGUGGAUGGAUGGAAAAAUAAAGUUAGAUGAAGAGAAGAAGAAAAAGAAAGAAAGGAGGAUUUAAUGAGGGUGGAAAGACUAAUGAAAAGACGUGGAUGGAAGGAAAAAUAAAGUUAGAUGAAGUGAAGAAAUUUAAUGAAAAGUUCGUGAGAGGAAAAAACAUAGAAAAGGCAUAAACUGGUGAGUGUGUAACGGAUGGGAAAAAGUGGAAAAAGUGAAAAAAGCGAAAAAUGACGUAAAAAAACAUUGAAAAAUUAGCGACUUUGUAGGAAAUAAGAAAACGGGUCACGUGGUUGUUGUAACUGUUGUUGUUGUUGUUGUUGUUUUCCGUUCGUUUUUCUUCUGUGUUUUCUUUACUUCCUCCUUUUCACUGUUAGGUAAGAGUGAUGAUGACGGUGAUUAUAAUGACAGACGAUAAUGUCGAUAAUAAUGAAAAAAAUGACACAGUACAAGUGAUACAUAGAAAACAAAGACCAAAAUAUCAUGAAAACUGAGCAUAAUAAUAAUAACAAUAAUAAUAAUAAUAAUAAUAAUAAUAAUAAUAAUAAUAAUAAUAAUAAUAAUAAUAGUUAACUAGUCUUCAUUGCAUAAUACGUACAUAAUAUACUACUAUUACUACUACUACUACUACUACUACUACUACUACUACUACUACUACUACUACUACUACUACUAUUUUCUUCUCUUUCUUAUCUUUCUAGCAAUAUAUAUCUUUCCCUUUCUACUACUACUACUACUACUACUACUACUACAAUUUUCUUCUCUUUCUUCUCUUUCUAGCAAUAUAUAUAAUCUUUCCCUCUCUACUACUACUACUACUACUACUACUACUACUACUAUUACUACGCAGCUGUUGAUAGUUACGCGAACAUCACCUUUUUGCAACCUUGAUAUAAGUGCCUUGUGUUGCGUUGUGUUACCGAUGAUGACUAUGAUGUUUCGACGAUAUUUUCCUCAUAAUAUUCCAAUACAUACUUGCCUUGUUUACUCUCUCUCUCUCUCUCUCUCUCUCUCUCUCUCUCUCUCUCUCUCUCUCUCUCUCUCUCUCUCUCUCUCUCUCUCUCUCUCUCUCUCUCUCUCUCUCUCUCUCUCUCUCUCUCUCUCUCUCUCUCUCUCUCUCUCUCUUUAUUUAUCUAUAUUUUCUGUCUUAUAUAUUUUCUUAUUCUUGUUCUUUUUACACUAUCGAAAUCUACCUUUCUAUCUGUUUAUCUAUCUAUCAAUCUGUCUGUCUAUCUAUCUAUCUAUCUAUACCUAUUUUAUGUUCUCCCCAUCAAUAUUCCUCCUAUUCUACCUGUAUAUUCUCCUUCCCUUCCUUCCCUCCUCUUUCUUCUUCUAAUUUAUUAUCUUCCUUUGUUUUCCUCUAUUCCGAGGUUUAAUUUUGUGUUCGUGAGCCUUUCAUUUACUUUUUUUUUCACUGCAUUUCAUUUUUUUCUCUAUUUUUUAAGGCAUUUCUAAUUCCUUUUCUUGUUUCUUUCCAUUGCUCAAAGAUUUCAGGUACGAUACUUGUUUGGCCUUUGUCUGAAUCUGUACAUAUAUAUUUUCUUGUCUGUUGGUCCGUGUAUAUAUUAUUUUUUUGUGUGUGCGCCAAAAUCUGUAAAUAUAUUUCAGCGCGUAUUUUUUUCGCUCGCAGAAGUAGACCAGGCGAAUUAAACCUUUGAAUUUUUAGCACCAGAACGAAUCAAAGAGUAGAGUUAAAGAGACCACAACUAUUAACACACUUUUGUAGAACCAGAAACGAGUGGGCGACAGUCUCAAGAGCAACAAACAAAACAAACACACACAAACACACGUACGAUACCAGUAAACAAGACCACAAUUUUUUUUAAUACUGACACACUUUUGUAGACCAGCAACGAGUGGGCGACAGUCUCGAGCAACAAACAAAACAAACACACACAAACACGUAUGAUACCAGUAAACAAGACUGCAAAUAUUGACACUUUUGUAGACCAGCAACGAAUGGGCAUAAUACACACACACACACACACACACACACACACACACACACACACGUACGAUACCAGUAAAUGCUAGACCACACAUAUUAACACACUUUUCUGGACCAACAACGAAUGGAGGGCGAAAGUCUGACCAACAAACAAACACACACACACACAAACACAAACGUACUGAAAUAGCUCACACACCAUAUACCGUUUUCUUCGAAGCGUAGCGUAAACAAAAGUAUUUUCUCGAGUAGCUUUGCAUUUCGUAGACUAUAUAGAACGAACCAAAAAAAUAAUAAGCAUUUGCACAAUAAUCCUUUUUCUCUAGUGUAAUAAUAAGACUUUUUUUCGAAUUUUCAAAGUGUAAAGAAGAUUCUACAACCUCAAUUAUUUUUAUCCGAGAAUUUUCAAGGUGUUCAAAAGACAUUAUAACCUCAACUAAUUAUUAUUGGGAUACAAUAUCAUAAAAAAUCUCAAUAUUAUCCCUUUUCUUAGUGUAAUAUGUCUUUUUUUCGAUUUUUUAAUGUAUUCGAAAGAUUCUACAACCUCAACUAUUUUUUUCUAGAAUUUUCAAGUUGUUCAAAAGACAUUAUAACCUCAACUAAUUAUUUUUGGAACCUAAUGUAAUAAAAAAUCAAUAUUAUCGCUUUUCUUGGUGUACUAUAGGGCAUCUUUUUCGAUUUUUCAAGGAGUUCAAAAAAUACUACAACCUCAAUUCCUUUUUCGAUAAGUCAAGGUGUUCGAAAGUUACUACAAACUCGACUAAUUAUUUUUGGGGACCUAAAGUAAAGUUAAAUCCCAAUAUCAUCGCUUUUCUUUUUGUAUUAUAAGGCAUUUUUUCGAUUUUUCAAUGUGUUCAAAAGAUACUCCUCCAUUCCCUUUUCCGAAAUCUCAAGGCGUUCAAAACAUAUAACCUCGACUAAUUAUUUUUGGGACCUAAAGUAAAGUUAAAUCUCAACGUUAUCGCUUUCCUUAGUGUAGAGUACAACAGAGGUCGAUAUUGUAAGACACUUUGGCGUCUCACAUCAGCUAAUUCUAAAGGCCAAACAGGGGGUCAGUCGGGUUCUAAUGAGUGUUUCUUUAGGUUCACGGUACAGAGGAAGGGUCUAAGUACCACCAGGGCCAUAAAACUACUCCUGGAAAUGCCCACAACUCCUAUGAAAGCCUAGGAAAAUGUGUGUUUUCUUAGGUUCACGGUACAGAGGAAGGGUCAAACUGCCACCAGGGUCAUACAACUACUCCUGGAAAUGCCCACAACUCCUAUGAAAGCCUAGGAAAAUGUGUGUUUUCUUAGGUUCACGGUACAGAAGAAGGGUCAAACUGCCACCAGGGUCAUACAACUACUCCUGGAAAUGCCCACAACUCCUAUGAAAGCCUUGGCAAAUGUGUGUUUUCUUAGGUUCACGGUACAGAGGAAGGGUCAAACUGCCACCAGGGUCAUACAACUACCCCUGGAAAUGCCCACAACUCCUACGAAAGCCUUGUCAAAUAUAUGCUUCUUUAGGUUCAUGGUACAGAGGAAGGGUCACACUACCACCAGGGUCAUACAACUACCCCUGUAAAUGCCCACAACUCCUACGAAAGCCUUGUCAAAUAUGUGUUCUUGGGCGGCGAAAUGUCUUAUAAUACGCCCGAAUAAUGUCUCGAUCUUCCUUUUUUUUAAUACUUUUGUUAUUCUUCUGGUUGUUGUUCCGGGGUUGAGUCGUAGAGUGAGACGAAGAGUCAAUACGAAUAGUAAGUUAGUCCUUUGCAUGUCCAGCGUUGCAUAUUUUUAUAGUCCAAAGAUAACUACUAUUAUUACUACUUAGAGGGAGGCAGAUUGUAGAGACGGCUGCCACAGUACACGAGUCACAGAAGGGAACAGAGAAGGAAAAAUAGAAUAGAAGUAAACUGAUUUUUUAUGCAUAUUUAUCGAAUGCAUGAAUGACGAGAAGAAGAAUGCAUAGAGAGAGAGAGAUUCACACAUAAAUAAAUAAAUGAAUGAAUGAAUAAGUAAAUAACGAAGGAGA
This is a messenger RNA of Eriocheir sinensis (Chinese mitten crab), 7424 nucleotides long. RefSeq lists its product as uncharacterized. NCBI's taxonomy places the organism in Eukaryota, Metazoa, Arthropoda, Malacostraca, Decapoda, Varunidae. Gene Ontology annotation, molecular function: long-chain-alcohol O-fatty-acyltransferase activity; diacylglycerol O-acyltransferase activity. Gene Ontology annotation, cellular component: plasma membrane. The transcript is spliced from 10 exons. Gene Ontology annotation, biological process: triglyceride biosynthetic process. The record is from RefSeq and is a predicted model, not a curated record. The coding region runs from base 239 to 2956 and encodes 905 amino acids.